AUGCCUUCCCUGUUCAUUGCUAUCAAAGAUAUCCAUCCUAUCCACAAGCAAAGGGGAAUUAGAGUACGUUGUGUACGCAUCUAUGAUGUGCCUGAGAGGAGGGUAGGUAGUAACGUCAAGAGUAUGGAGUGUCUUCUCCAUGAUGAUCAGAAGCAUGAUGAUCAGGGAGACUAUAUACAUGCUAAUAUUCAGAAUAAAGAUGUUGUCAAAUACAAAGAUGUGCUAAAAGAAGGCCAACUGUAUGAGAUAAAGAACUUCUAUGCUGUUACAAACUAUUACCUUUACAAGGUCACCCAGCAUAAGUAUAUGCUCAAGUUUAAUUACAAAACAGAAGUCAAACAGAUCAACUCUAUAGGCUUUCCACUUUUUAUGUUUCGUCUUACAAGUUUUGAGUCUUUGAAAGAUCCCAAGCAAGUGAAUGACAAGGAGCUCAUUGAUGUUAUAGGUCGUGUGGUGGAGAUAUAUAGCCCUGUGGACAAGAUUGUUGGUGGUAAAGCCACAAAACUGAUUGACUUUCAACUCUGUGGUGAGGUCAGAAUAACAUCAUCGUAUGAUGCAACUAAGAUCUGGGUGAAUGAUGAUUUUGAUGAGUUCAAGGACUUCAAAUCUCAGUAA
Molecule: messenger RNA, 615 nt
Organism: Ipomoea nil (Japanese morning glory)
Lineage: Eukaryota; Viridiplantae; Streptophyta; Magnoliopsida; Solanales; Convolvulaceae
Exons: 5
Coding region: 1-615 (204 amino acids)
Source: RefSeq, a predicted model, not a curated record